AUGACCAUUGAUAACCUUCUUAGGGGCCUUAAUGCUUCACAAAAAGCCGCAGUCUCAUCACAAGCAGAUACCCUCGCUAUAUUGGCAGGACCAGGAAGUGGGAAAACACACACUUUAACGUCGCGAACGGCUUGGUUAUUGCAACAAGGAUUGCAACCAUGUAAUAUAAUUGUGGCAACUUUUACGGUCAAGGCAGCUCGAGAGAUGAAAGAAAGAAUUGGGAAGUUGAUAGGAAGUGGAUUGGAAUCAAAGUUAAUACUGGGAACGUUUCAUAGGAUUGCGCGAAUAUACCUGGCACAAUACGGGCAUUUGAUAGGGAUUCGAAAGGGCUUUGGAAUCGCAGAUUCGAAUGAUUCUCUAGCCAUCAUCAAAAGAAUUGUGAAGCGGAAGGACCUGAAUAUAGACCCAAAAGUCGCACGAUCUCGCAUAAGCUCUCUAAAAGCAAAAGGUUCUGCAUCUGCGAGCAAGGUUCCCGAGGCCAAGAAGAAAACUGUAGAUACGCAAGAAUUCGAGAUUGUACAUGCCGAAUACCAAGCAACCCUGGAGCUUUCGAACCUGCUCGACUACGAUGAUUUGCUUGUAAGAUGUGUCGAGCUUUUACGACUCUAUCCAUCCUGUGUGGCUAACAUUGAAGCCGUUUUGAUUGACGAAUUUCAAGACACAAACCUGGUGCAAUUUGAUCUCAUGCGAUUGUUUGCUGUAUCUCAAAAACGAAUCACUAUUGUUGGAGACCCCGAUCAAAGCAUAUAUAGCUUUCGAGCUGCCGAAAUCAAAAACUACAAACGAAUGAUAAAACAAUAUCCGGAUACAGUUACCAUCUCGUUGGAGGAGAAUUACCGGUCAUCGGGCGCCAUACUACUCACAGCACUGAAUGUAAUUGAGCAAGAUUCAUCCAGGAUUGCAAAGUCUCUAUUGCCUACUCAUGUUGUUGGCACACGUCCAGUUCUCCGCAAACUUGCAACUGCUCAGAAGGAAGCAGACUGGAUUAUUCAAGAAAUACAAAGGAUAAUGGGUAUGACAGGCGACCUACUAGACUUGAAUGACUUCGCUAUUCUGUUAAGAUCUUCGGCACUUUCAAGAAUAAUAGAAAGUUCAUUAGGCAAAGCAGGUAUAGCCUACCGCAUGGUUGGUGGUCUUCGAUUUUAUGAUCGUAUUGAAAUCAAAACGUUAUUGGAUUAUUUGAGAGUGAUUAAUUUACCUGAUCAUAAUGAUGCGUUGGCGAGAAUCAUCAACACUCCCUCGAGGAGAAUCGGCGAAGUAACCAUAAAAGCUCUACUCGAAGAGGCAGAGCAAUCUAAAUUAACCCUUUGGUCAUUAAUCCUCAAGUCCGUGCAGGGAAGACGCGCAACAAAAACCAAGCUUACACCAUCAGUCGAGAGAAAUCUUUCGGUCUUUGUUGAUAUCAUCUUGACGGGUAUGAAGAAAGUUGCGGAUCCCUCAAAUAAGGAAAAUUCGAUUGUAAAGAUUUUGGAGUUUAUUAUAGAGAAAACAUCUUACGAGACCUGGCUUGAGGAACACCGUGGUGACAUUACUAAGGCACAGUGGGACAAUGUGAAAGAGCUUAUGACUCAGGCUGCAGACUUCCAAGAGCUUAUAUCCAAUGGUUAUGAGGAUGAAUCGCUCCCUCAAAUCGAUGGUUUGAAACAAGAAGAUGCUUCCGAUUCCCUUUCUCGAUUUUUAGCCAACGUAGCAUUGGCUUCGGAAGUAACGAAGGAGGAAGACAAAACACAUAACACACCUCAGGUCACAAUAUCUACCAUACAUGCUGCUAAAGGUCUGGAAUGGCCAAUAGUCUUCAUUCCUGGUGCAUAUCAAGGCAGUAUACCACACUCUAGAGCGGAGGACACUGACGAAGAACGAAGAUUGUUAUAUGUAGCUAUGACCCGAGCUAAGGCUUUACUUAACAUGAGUUGUCCCCUCAAAAACUCAUUGCAAGAGUUGACAACGACUUGUCCCUUUCUCUCUGCCCGUGGCCUCAGAGCACAUUUAGACUACAAGGGCCCUUCGUUACGUUCAAAUACAGUUCAGUGCCUGGCUCAGAUUCUCCGGCGACCGUUUCCGACUAGAGAAUCAAUCGCCGAAUCUUCUGCCUGUGUCGAGCGAACUGAGGAUACAUAUUACCCCAUGGAACCGGAGAAUGACAAAGAGGACGAGUCCAAGUGGAAUGUUGGCAAUGGUAACCCCAAUUUCACCAUGGGUCAGCGACCUGCUAAACGUCGACGUGCUGAUAUAGCGGACCAAACUGGAAACAUUUCAAGCGUGGUCUAUAACAACACGCCCACGACAACCAUGGAAAGAGCCUCUAAGUUUACCUUGAGUGGUGGAUUUGUUAGUGCUGGCUCUCAUCUUCAGGUCCUUGGCGAGCAAUCGUCGAGUCAAACCAGGGGUGAAAUCAAAUCAGCUUCAAUAAACGAGAAAGCCAAAGGCUCUAGAAAAGCGAUCAAAGGUCCAGCUACUAGCCAAGGUACACUCUUGGGGUUCUUGGGGAAGCAAGAGCCACAAAAGGAGACUAAGCCAGCGCCCAUAGUCGAUGAGUACCGAGAAGAAAAGACCAGGGCUAUUGCACAAUUACAUAGACAGCGAAACACGACCUCCGAAGGACUGAUGCAAUUGACGCAGCAAAAUGAUAGCGAAACUCUGCCUCCACUUUUUUCCGGACAUCGUCUAGGGACGGCUGCUGCACUAUCCCGACCAAACGUUAAUCGGAUCCAAGAACAACAGGACGAUAACUACGUAUUCCUGUCUAGCUCUCCACCUAGAGCAAAACAACCUAGAAUACUUGCCGAACCGGCGCCAGAAGUCCCUCCCCCUGGUCUAACAGCAAAACCCGCAAUUAUGUCGUUGGUCCGUCCCGCGAGAACAAUGCAUACCACUAGCAUGUCAAUAGCACAAGGAUCGAGUGGCGCCAAAAAAACACUCGGUGUCAAAAGGAGCAUGAAUGGCUGGGCCAAUCGUACAACACAGCCUUUUGUUCCCCCAACCAGGAAAAGAGAGAGCUAG
This is a messenger RNA of Botrytis deweyae, 3000 nucleotides long. RefSeq lists its product as uncharacterized. Gene Ontology annotation, cellular component: nucleus. Lineage: Eukaryota; Fungi; Ascomycota; Leotiomycetes; Helotiales; Sclerotiniaceae. The record is from RefSeq and is a predicted model, not a curated record. Bases 1 to 3000 code for a protein of 999 amino acids. Gene Ontology annotation, biological process: recombinational repair. The transcript is spliced from 2 exons. Gene Ontology annotation, molecular function: DNA binding; 3'-5' DNA helicase activity; hydrolase activity.